AUGACGAAAUUCAUCUCAGUAAACAAGUAUAUGUCAGGACUUAAAGAAGAACUAGACCCAUUCACAUAUUUGAAUGUUUACUUCUACCAUUUUGAAAAGUCUUCAUUCAGCAAAGUUUGGAACAUCGAACCAGUUAAGUUUGCUAUUGUGACUAAAAAUGGUGCAACAUUUGAAGACUUAGACAUAGAAGGUUUGUUAACAGUCAAAGAAAAUUUUGACAGAAGGUUUUCAAACCUUAAAGAAGGCAAAGCAUACAAACUUGUUAUACCUUAUGAACCAAAGAAAGCAGACGACUAUGAAUAUUAUGAGUCUAAGAUAG
Messenger RNA from Trichomonas vaginalis G3, 319 nucleotides. Its product is annotated as protein of unknown function, DUF4108 family. The record is from RefSeq and is a predicted model, not a curated record. The transcript has a single exon. Lineage: Eukaryota; Parabasalia; Trichomonadida; Trichomonadidae. The annotation marks the transcript as partial.